Messenger RNA from Leucoraja erinaceus (little skate), 2048 nucleotides. Its product is annotated as CUB and sushi domain-containing protein 3-like. The transcript has 4 exons. Lineage: Eukaryota; Metazoa; Chordata; Chondrichthyes; Rajiformes; Rajidae. The record is from RefSeq and is a predicted model, not a curated record. Bases 166 to 744 code for a protein of 192 amino acids.
CUUCUUCUCUGACCCAUCGCAGGUUUUGAGCUCUCUCACUGUGAAGAUCCUGGCGUCCCCCACUUUGGAUACAAAUUUAGCGACCAGGGCCAUUUUGCUGGAAGCACGAUUUCUUACGGGUGCGAUCCAGGCUACACUCUGCAUGGAAGUAGUAUCCUGAAAUGUAUGACAGGAGAACGAAGAGCUUGGGACUACCCGCUCCCAUCGUGCAUUGCGGAAUGUGGAGGCCAGUUCAAAGGUGAAUCAGCUGGAAGAAUCCUAUCUCCUGGUUAUCCUUUCCCUUAUGAUAAUAAUCUUCGCUGCAUCUGGACAAUUGAAAUGGAUCCAGGAAAUAUUAUCAGUCUUCAGUUUAUUGCGUUUGAUACUGAGGCAUCUCAUGACAUUUUACGUGUGUGGGAUGGUCUUCCUGAGAACGAGAUGCUUCUGAAAGAAGUUAGCGGAUCUCUUUUUCCUGAUAAUAUCCACAGCACCCUCAACAUUAUCACAAUCCAGUUUGAUACUGACUUCUUCAUCAGUAAAUCAGGAUUUGCUGUCCAGUUUUCAAGCUCGGUGGCGACAGCUUGUCGUGAUCCUGGUGUACCUAUGAAUGGGAGUCGCAAUGGAGAUGGCAGGGAUCCAGGAGAGACUGUCAUCUUCCAGUGUGAACCUGGUUAUGAACUUCAGGGUGAAGAAAAAAUUACCUGCAUCCAAGUGGAAAACCGAUACUACUGGCAACCCAGCCCUCCUGUAUGCAUUGGUAUGUAAUUUAAAAUGUUCUCUUUUAUCUCAAUAACUGGGUGGCAGUGUGAGCUACGAUGAGGAUGCUAUGAGGCUGCAGGGUGACUUGGAUAGGUUGGGUGAAUUGGCAGAUGCAGUAUAAUGUGGGUUAAUGCGAGGUUAUCCACUUCGGUCGCAAGUACAAGAAGGCAGAUUAUUAUCUGAAUGGUGUCGGAUUAGGAGAAGGGGAGCAGCAACGAGAUCGGGGUGUGUUUGUACAUCAGUCACUGAAAGUAAGCAUGUAGGUAUAGCAGUCAGUGAAGAAAGCUAAUGGCAUGUCGGCCUUCAUUGCGAGAGGAUUUGAGUUUACGAGCAAGGAGAUCCUACCGCAGUUGUACCGGGCCUUGGUGAGACCACACCUGGAGUAUUGUAUGCAGUUUUGGUCUCCUAAUUUGAGGAAGGACAUUAUUGCUAUUGGGAUAGUGCAGCAUAGGUUCACCAGGUUAAUUCCCAGAAUGGCAGGACUGACAUAUGAUGAAAGAAUGGGAGCAACAGCAGGAGGAGAUUAGCAAGAGAUAAGACUGAUUGGCUCUAGCCUGAGUGGGAGGAGAGAAGUGAGUCAGUGCUGGGAAAACAGUUGAAAACUGAGGAAUUCAGUUUGUAAAUUGGUAAAUCAGGCAAUUUAUCAGUCAAUUUAAGCAAGACUGCUCUUAGGGAGCGGCAGUGAGUGAGCGGCCUUGUGAGUAAAGUGCGAGUCUUUGGCUCGAGAGUCUUUGGAGGAGACCAUGCAAUACGCUUGAGAGGUAGAGACGAAAGAAGGAGAUGUCAGACAAGCUGUUUCAGUGCGAUGCUUGCAGUAUGUGGGAGGUCAAGGACACCGCUGGUGCCUCUGGCUGCUACAAAUGUGAGAAGUGCAUCCAGGUAGAGCUCCUGAAGGACCGUGUUGGGAAACUGGAGAAACAAGUGGAUGACCUCCGGUUCGUCCGAGAAAUGGAAUCGUUCCUCGACAAGUCCUACAGUAAGAUUGUUACACCUAAGGUACUGGAAGAGAGAAUUGGGAGAUAGUGAGAAAGGGAGGGAAGCAUGGAAUGCCAACGUUCCCGGGUGUUGUACCUCUUGUGAACAGGUUCACCCACUUAGAAGCUGUCGGGACAGAAGACGUGAUUACACUGAGCGGCGGACUGGCUUGCGAUGCGAAUAGGGCUGUUGAGCCAAAACCACAAAGGCCUAAGGCAGGCAAUGCCAUUGUAGUGGGAGACUCCAUUGUGAGAGGUACGGACAGGGGUUUCUGCGGCAACAGACGGAUGGUGUGCUGCCUUCCUGGUGCCAGGAUCCAGGAUGUCACGGACAGA